AUGUACACGCUCCCCGUCGUGCUACUACGCGAUCACUUUGACGUGGAACACUCAAGUCUCAGGUCAAUCAAAGCAAUAUACCUCAGACCAUUCGAUGCAUCAUCAUUCCUUAGUGAUAUAGAGGCGAUGCCAGUGGCAGUGAGGAGAUCGCUAGAGUCGUUGACUCUCUGUCUACAGACAAGUCGUAUGCCACUCGAUGACGGCAUGCCCAUCACGCAUGACAUGCUGCCUCAACUCAAACAUCUGGUUGUGAAGGGUCCUGCUUGGCCCAGUCUAGCAUGCGAUGUCGAUCUUCUCAAGGGACUGGACACUCUCAUACUUGGAAGUAGGAUGAGGAACUAUGGCUCAGUCAACUACACAUUGAAUGAUCCAAGCCAGUUCUUUGAAUCACUCAAACAUACAAGACUUAGAUUAUUGGAGUUGUGGCCAAGUAAUCGAACAGGAGAUAAUGAUUACAAACAAUCAUUGAUCGAUUAUCUAUUGAGUAGUGGAGGCAGUACUCUGGAGUCAUUAACCAUUGGAUUCAUACGUGAUCGAUCUCAAGUUGAAGUGAUUGCCAACAAGUUACCAAGAUUACAACAUCUUCAGAUAGAGACAAAUGAGUCUGACAUUGUCUUUGCACCUUUGACCAUCAAGUCACUAGUACUCUCAUCAAGACGUGAUAAGAAUAUCUAUUACACUGUGCGCACCAUUCGCGAUCAUUCACUCAAGUCACCUCCAUGGACAUAUCAUCUCAGCUCACUACAUCUCAUGUUCUAUCAAUGGGGCCAUUCAUCAUGCUAUGUCACCAUCAAGAUGCUUCCAACACUACUCAUUGAUGUUGUCUCAUUGAACAAUCUUACAAUGGAGUUUCGAUCGGACUAUGUAGAUUACAACGAGUUGUUACCAGCUAUGUGUGCAUGGCAACAGUAUCUCGCUGCUGGUCAUCUCGAGACUCUUACACUCAAAUUGAACCCAUCACACAAUGAUCAUCACUCACAAUAUGACGAGGUGAUCAAAGUACUGGAAGAUGGCUAUGAUCAACAUCCUCACCAUCAAGUUGAAAAGACAUUAUCACCGUGA
Molecule: messenger RNA, 1062 nt
Organism: Acytostelium subglobosum LB1
Lineage: Eukaryota; Evosea; Eumycetozoa; Acytosteliales; Acytosteliaceae
Exons: 2
Coding region: 1-1062 (353 amino acids)
Source: RefSeq, a predicted model, not a curated record